UUUUUCAUUUUUCACCUUCUUGAUAUCUACCACUUGGCCACAUGGACCAUCUUAGACUUAUUCUCCUACUCUUCCUGUUCCUACCCACCUGCUUCUCUUUCACGUUUCAAACUCCUUCAAUCAAUGAGUUUACCAAUCAAAGUUCUUCUCUGAGGCAGCAGAUUCUGGAGCUAGCUAACAGUCCUAGCACGGUGAAAUGGAUCAAGAGAAUAAGGAGGGAAAUCCAUGAACACCCAGAGCUUGCAAAUGAGGAGUUCAGGACAAGUGCUCUCAUCAGGCGCGAGCUGGACCAGUUGGGUGUUGCUUACCACUGGCCUGUGGCUGGGACUGGUGUCGUUGCCAAACUUGGUUCUGGGUCUCCUCCUUUUGUUGCUCUUAGAGCAGACAUGGAUGCUUUGCCAAUUCAGGAAAGGGUUGAUUGGGAGCAUAAGAGCAAAGUAGAUGGAAAAAUGCAUGCUUGUGCACACGAUGCACAUGUUGCCAUGCUACUUGGGGCAGCAAAGAUACUGCAAGAAAUGAAGGACAUGUUACAGACUACUGUUGUUCUAAUAUUCCAACCAGCAGAGGAAAAAGGCACAGGAGCAAGAGAAAUGAUCCGAGAAAAGGUGCUUGAAGAUGUUGGGGCUAUUCUUGGGUUGCACUUGGUGGCAGAGUAUGAAACAGGUGUUGUUGCAUCUCGGCCAGGGGAGUUUUUAGCUGGAUGUGGAGGCUUCAAAGCAAAGAUCAGUGGAAAACGAGGCUUAUCAGGAGUUUCUCAGGAUUGUUAUGAUCCAGUUUUGGCAGCUUCAACAUCAGUUAUUAGCUUGCAAACCAUUGUUUCGAGGGAGGUUGAUCCUUUGGAUUCUCAGGUGCUUUCUGUGGCCAUGAUCAAUGCAGGGUAUGCUCACGACAUAAUCCCUGAUUCAGCUACAUUUGGAGGUACUUUUAGAGCAUUCAGCAAAAAGAGUUUCUAUGGACUGAGGAAAAGGAUAGAAGAGGUUAUCAAAGGGCAAGCAGAAGUACAUAGGUGCUAUGCUGAGGUUGAGUUCUUAGGUAAUGAACAUCCCACAAUCCCUCCAACCACAAAUGAUGUAAGAAUAUACGAACUAGCACACCAAGUCUCUAGUAAGAUUGUUGGAGAAGAUAAUAUAGAAUUUGCUCCUCUCUUCACUGGAAGUGAAGAUUUUGCAUUUUACUUGGAAAAAGUACCAGGCACAUUCCUUCUUCUGGGCACACGAAAUGACAAGAGGGGAUCCACAUAUACUGCUCAUAGUCCUUACUUUUUCAUUGAUGAAGAUGUGCUUCCCAUUGGGGCUGCAAUACAUGCAGCUUUUGCUCUUUCAUACCAUUCUUAGUCAACAAACUCAUACCCCUUGUAAUUCAACACAUUCUUUGUCAUAAGUAGCUGUCAGGGAACAUUUUUUUAUCUGCUUAAUGCAUAUUGAAUUUGCUUUACCUGGCUGCUAUCACAAAUAACCAAACCUAAAAGGCUAAGAUUUUCAGUGUUUUACACUCCUUGACCACUAAAGUUUUCAUACACUGUAAUUUCACUAUCAUUUGAGUACAACUUUAUCAUGUAUAAUUAGUUUUUUACUUCUACUCUUUUGAAAGUAACAUGAAUCAAGAUAUUUUGUACAUAAAAAGUAAACUCUUAUGAUUGUGGAAAGUUUGUGCAACGUUUGAGUGGUUUGAAAUGGUUUUGGGAGUCAGAAGUGGUCUGAACAUGUGGUUUGAAACAUGCGAACAGUGACCCUUCUUUGCAUCAUUUAUUCAUUAUCAACUUUGGAGGAAAGCCAUCAAUUACGUCACAAAGAAGCAGAUUCCUCAGACUUUAAAUAGUGCAAUAAUAGGUAUUGGAUAAAGUUUAGUAUGGUACGAGAAAUGGGAGUGCACACAAUUUUGUUCAAAUUCACCCGACCAACGUAGGACAUUGUAGCUAAUUAAUGUCCUUUAGGUAAGAAGCAGGCGAAACAACAAAAGGGGUGCAGAGAAAAUUGCACGGUGCAAGUGGUUUUGUUGGUCCCGUUUACGGGUCUGACAUCAUGCCAGCGAUGCUUCACUCAUCACUUUCAGUCGUAAUGAAGCAGAAGAACCACAGUCCAAACAACAAAAUCAACCUAGUAACAUGGUGAAUUUGAAUUUCGAGUCAUAGCCACCCUAUGCUGCUAACUGAUGUAUCCUUGUCAAUAGAACAUGAAGUUAUGUUUUGCUGCU
This is a messenger RNA of Vigna unguiculata (cowpea), 2193 nucleotides long. RefSeq names its product IAA-amino acid hydrolase ILR1-like 4. Lineage: Eukaryota; Viridiplantae; Streptophyta; Magnoliopsida; Fabales; Fabaceae. Gene Ontology annotation, molecular function: IAA-Ala conjugate hydrolase activity. The record is from RefSeq and is a predicted model, not a curated record. Gene Ontology annotation, biological process: auxin metabolic process. Gene Ontology annotation, cellular component: endoplasmic reticulum.